CGCUGAGCAGCCCCAUUAUAAAAGCGAUCGAUCAGCCCAGUCGGUUGGGCAGUCGUUGCGAAAUAGCUCAAGUGGAAGCAUCCAAACCCAGCCAGGAAACCACGCGUUGUGUGUAAAUUGUGCUAAAAGAAAAAAAAAAAGUUCCCUCCAAGUGCGAGUCAUCGGAAGCGAAGGAAGUGUGUGUGAAGGAAGCUAAAAGAGUGAGAGAAGGCAAAAGAAAAAAAAAUGCAGAAAGUGGCCAGGAUUGCCCUUGUUGGGUUGUUUUGUGUGAUCCUCGUGGUGGCAUAUCCGCAGAUCGACAACAAUGAAACCCUCGACGAAGACAGCGAAAUAAAACUCUGGGAAAUUGAGCGGGAAUGCGCCAUGCUUGGAGGUCUUUGCGUUCACAGGGAUGAUUGUGAUCAUGUAACCUCAACUACAGGCCUCUGCCCAUCCAACAAGCACUACGGUGUUGAAUGCUGCUACAAAUUGAAAUACCGGCUAACGACCUGCCGGAAUAAUUUAGGAGAGUGCAUGGAUCGCUGCAAUCCACGAAUUCAGAGGCCAGCAACGGACUGCCCUGGUCAGGUGUGCUGUGUCCUUGUUUAAUCCUGAGGUACGAAUCCAUCGAAUGCACAAAAGCCAAUCUCUUGGAUGAAACUUCAAUCUCUCACUUUAAUCGCGUAAUUUAUUUUAUUUAGAUUUUAGAAUGUAAAACCAAAACAAAAAUAAAUCUCAAUAAACAUGAAGGAUCUACAGAGAACUUCUUUGCUGAAAA
Lutzomyia longipalpis is the source of this 757-nucleotide messenger RNA. RefSeq names its product U-scoloptoxin(19)-Tl1a. The transcript is spliced from 3 exons. NCBI's taxonomy places the organism in Eukaryota, Metazoa, Arthropoda, Insecta, Diptera, Psychodidae. The record is from RefSeq and is a predicted model, not a curated record. Bases 226 to 588 code for a protein of 120 amino acids.